GUGCCAUCGAAAUUUUAGCAAUGCAAAAUUUGCCACAGUCUGAAACAAACGAAGACGAUGAAUAUCUAAUAUGCUAAGUCCAACACGUCGCCAAACUUCAUGACAGUGAGUGCUAUGAAAAACAUCAAAGCCACCUACGGAUUGAGUAGGAUCUCGUGGCAAGGAGAUCCAUGUGUUCCUCGACAGUUUUCGUGGGACGGUCUAAUUUGCAACGACACGAAUGUGUCUACCCCACCAAGAAUCACUUCCUUAAACUUGUCUUCAAGUGGGUUAACAGGAACCAUAGCACCUGGAAUUCAAAAUCUCAUCAAUCUCCAAACGCUGGACUUGUCAAAUAACAAUUUGACAGGAAAGGUGCCUGAAUUUUUAGCCAACAUGAAAUCGUUGUUGUUCAUAGACUUGAGAAACAACAAACUACAUGGUUUAAUUCCAAGGAAUCUACUUGUAAGAAGCAAUGCAGGUCUACAGUUAUUUGUUAGUUAUGACACAUGUUUAUCCAGUUCUUGUGUCCAAGACAAGAAAUUCCCAAUGAAAUUUGUUGCAUUAGCUUCUUCUGCGGUUGUGGUCAUUGCAGUGGUACUGACUCUCUUUUUUCUCUACAGAAAGAAAAAACGGUCAAGUCUAGGUUUGCCACCAAUGCGUGUUAUGUCAACUAGUAUAUCCGGACAAUCGAUUGAGACGCAAAGGAGAAGGUUUACUUAUUCGGAAGUUGUGGAAAUGACCGAAAACUUCCAAAACAUUUUAGGUGAAGGAGGGUUUGGAAUCGUGUAUCAUGGUUAUUUGAAUGGUUCAGAGCAAGUAGCGGUUAAAGUACUCUCACAAUCAUCAUCACAGGGUUAUAAACACUUCAAGGCAGAGGUUGAACUUCUUCUAAGAGUUCACCACGUAAAUCUGGUGAGUCUUGUUGGGUAUUGCGAUGAAGGAGAUCACUUGGCGCUAAUCUACGAAUGCAUGUCCAAUGGAGACCUAAAAGAUCAUUUGUCAGGAAAAAAGGGUAAAUCUGUUUUGAAAUGGAGCACUAGACUACGAAUAGCUGUCGAUGCUGCGCUAGGAUUGGAAUACUUGCAUUGUGGAUGUCGACCAUUGAUAGUGCAUAGAGAUGUCAAAAGUACCAAUAUACUGUUAGACGAUCAGUUCAUGGCCAAAAUUGCUGAUUUUGGGCUUUCAAGAUCAUUCCUACUCGGAGAAGAAUCACAAGCUUCAACCGUUGUUGCUGGUACUCUUGGAUAUCUUGAUCCCGAAUACUACAGCACAUGUCGGUUGGCUGAGACGAGUGAUGUAUAUAGUUUUGGGAUUUUAUUACUAGAGAUAAUCACAAACCAACAUGUGAUUGACCAUGCCCGAGAAAAGGCUCACAUUACAGAAUGGGUGGCAUUUGUGCUUAAGGAAGGAGAUAUUUCUAGGAUUGUUGAUCCUAACCUUCAUGGUGAAUACAACUCCCCUUCUGUUUCGAGAGCCCUUGAAUUGGCUAUGAAAUGUGCUAACCCUUCUUCAGAGAAACGACCAGACAUGUCACAGAUUAUUACUGAACUAAAAGAGUGUAUAACUGAAAACUCGAUGAAAUGUAUAGAUGACAUGGAUUCUAGUAGUUCUUUCGAACUGAGCUCAAGCUUCGAUACUAAGGUGGUCCCUAUUGCAAGGUAGUAUUUGCAUAGACACCUUGCUUGUAUUGAUAUAUUUGUGCUUGUGAUCUGGAGUGCUUAAUUUUUUUUUCUUUCUAGACAUCAUAAGUUCAUUACUAAACAAGAGAUGAUAAAUGUACCACUCCUUUGAUCU
This is a messenger RNA of Capsella rubella, 1776 nucleotides long. Its product is annotated as putative receptor-like protein kinase At3g46340. Gene Ontology annotation, biological process: protein phosphorylation. Gene Ontology annotation, molecular function: protein kinase activity; protein binding; ATP binding. Lineage: Eukaryota; Viridiplantae; Streptophyta; Magnoliopsida; Brassicales; Brassicaceae. The transcript has 11 exons. The coding region runs from base 100 to 1644 and encodes 514 amino acids. The record is from RefSeq and is a predicted model, not a curated record.